Paramormyrops kingsleyae is the source of this 14299-nucleotide messenger RNA. The record is from RefSeq and is a predicted model, not a curated record. NCBI's taxonomy places the organism in Eukaryota, Metazoa, Chordata, Actinopteri, Osteoglossiformes, Mormyridae.
UCCCGCGACUCGUGGCCUCACCCAAUCAGCACAUCCUGGCAGCAGAUGAUGUGGUCAGCUGUUGCCUGGAUCUAAGUGUUCCAAGCAUUUCCUUCCGAAUCAAUGGGCACCCAGUGCAGGGCAUGUUUGAGAACUUCAACCUGGAUGGCCUUUUCUUCCCAGUUGUCAGCUUUUCUGCGGGUAUCAAGGUUCGCUUUCUUCUGGGAGGGCGUCACGGACAAUUCAAAUUCCUCCCACCCCCCGGUUAUGCACCUUGUUAUGAAGCAGUGCUGCCUAAGGAAAGGCUGCGCAUUGAGCCCAUCAAGGAGUAUAAGCAGGACUUCAGCGGCAUUCGGAACCUGCUGGGGCCGACGCAGUCACUCUCCCACACCGCCUUCACCCCCUGUCCAGUGGACACCGUGCAGAUCGUGUUGCCGCCUCAUCUGGAGCGGAUUCGGGAGAAGCUGGCAGAGAAUAGCCAUGAGCUGUGGGCGGUCACCCGUAUCGAACAGGGCUGGACCUAUGGAGCGAUUCGGGAUGACAACAAGAAGCUGCACCCCUGCCUGGUGGAUUUUCACAGCUUGCCAGAACCCGAGAAGAACUACAACCUCCAGAUGUCUGGGGAAACUCUUAAAACUCUGCUGGCUUUGGGUUGUCAUGUGGGCAUGGGGGACGAGAAGGCUGAGGAAAACCUGAAGAGAAUCAAACUCCCCAAAACUUACAUGAUGAGCAGCGGUUACAAGCCUGCUCCCCUGGACCUGAACCAUGUGAAGCUGACACCCAACCAGAACACUUUGGUGGAAAGGCUGGCCGAAAAUGGACACAAUGUCUGGGCACGGGACAGAGUCCGGCAGGGAUGGACCUACAGUAUCGUACAAGACAUUGCAAACAAACGCAAUCCCCGGCUUGUUCCAUACAACCUGCUGGACGAUAAGACCAAGAAGACCAACAGGGAUACUGUGUGCGCUGCUGUAAGGACACUCAUUGGCUAUGGAUACAACAUUGAACCUCCUGAUCAAGAAAGCAGUGCCCAUUGUGCUGGUGGCUUACGAGUAGACAAGAUACGAGUAUUUCGGGCAGAGAAGUCCUAUGCUGUGACUCAGGGGAAGUGGUACUUUGAGUUUGAGACAGUGACAGUGGGUGAGAUGAGAGUUGGCUGGGCCCGUCCCAACGUAUGUGCUGACGCAGAGUUGGGUGUAGACGACUUAUCAUACGUCUUCAAUGGUUUCAAGGCCCAACGCUGGCACGUGGGCAGCGAGCCCUUUGGGCGAAGCUGGCAGUCCGGCGAUGUCGUUGGCUGCAUGAUUGACCUUACUGAGCGUAACAUCAUGUUCACACUUAAUGGAGAGAUGCUCAUUAGUGACUCUGGCUCUGAGAUGGCCUUCAAGGACAUCGAGAUUGGGGAUGGUUUCAUCCCAGUGUGCAGCUUGGGUUUGUCUCAAGUAGGAAGGAUUAACCUGGGCCAGAAUGUCAGUAGCCUGCGUUACUUCACCAUCUGUGGCCUACAAGAGGGCUUCGAGCCUUUUGCUAUUAAUAUGAAGCGGGACAUCACUAUGUGGUUCAGCAAAAGCCUCCCCCAGUUCAUCCCAGUGCCUACUGACCACCAGCAUAUAGAGAUAUCUCGUAUGGAUGGGACAGUGGACAGCGCCCCCUGCCUGAAGCUGACCCAUAAAACAUUUGGAUCUCAGAAUGCCAACACUGACCUGCUGUUUAUGAGACUAAGCAUGCCAGUGGAGUUUCAUGAGUUCUUCAAGGUGCCGGCUGGGAGGACACUUCUCACACGGAGCCUCAUCAUUCCUGAGGAUGAGGUAGUUGUGGUGGACCCCAACUCUGACUUUGAGAUGCUGAAGAAAUCUGCCACUCGUAAAGAGCAGGAGGAGAAGGAAAAGGAGCCCCCUGUACUGAAGGAGGUCCCAGGCAGCAAGGGGGGAGAGAAUGAAAAAGAUGCCUCCACAGAGAAGAGCAAAAAGAGGGGGUUUCUCUUCAAGGCCAAGAAGGCCGCUUUUACCACCCCUCCUGUUGUUCCCACUAUUCCGCGUCUGAUAGAAGAUGUUGUGCCAGAUGAUAGAGAUGACAUGGACAUCAUUCUCAACACCACCACGUAUUAUUACGCAGUGCGUGUCUUCGCGGGACAGGAGCCGAGUGGCGUCUGGGUGGGCUGGGUCACCCCAGACUAUCACCAACACGAUCCUCAUUUCGACCUCUCCAAAGUACGCAAUGUCACUGUCACUGUUGGUGAUGACAAGGGAAAUGUCCAUGACAGUAUGAAGAGGAGUAACUGUUACAUGGUGUGGGGAGGAGAGUUUAGCAACGGCUCCCAGCAGACACGAAUCAGUCAGGAGGACCUCCUAAUUGGUUGCUUAUUGGACCUAGAUACCGGCCUCAUGACGUUUACAGCCAAUGGGAAAGAGAUCAACACCUUCUACCAGGUGGAACCGAACACCAAGCUGUUUCCAGCUCUGUUUGUUAUACCGUCCAGUCAGAAUGUGCUUCAGUUUGAGCUGGGUAAACUAAAGAACAUCAUGCCUAUAUCUGCUGCGAUGUUCCGCAGUGAACGUAAGAACCCGGUUCCGCAGUGUCCUCCGAGGCUGGAUGUACAGAUGCUGACGCCAGUGAUAUGGAGCCGCAUGCCCAACCACUUUCUGGCUCCGCGCACUGCCCGAGUGAGCGAAAGGCAUGGAUGGAUGGUUGAGUGUACUGAGCCCCUCAUCAUGAUGGCGCUUCACAUCCCUGAGGAAAACAGGUGUAUUGACUUGCUGGAGCUUUCGGAGCGCUUGGACAUGCUGAAGUUUCACUACCACACCCUCAAGCUGUACUGCGCUGUAUGUGCUCUUGGGAACAAUCGCGUGGCUCAUGCUCUAUGCAGCCAUGUGGAUGAGUCCCAGCUCUUCUACGCUAUAGAGAACACGUACUUGCCAGGGCCGAUACGAAGCGGCUACUAUGACCUACUCAUCAGCAUGCACCUCGAGUCUGCAAAGCGGGCUCGACUCAUGACCAACAGAGAGUUCAUUGUGCCAAUGACAGAUGAAACACGCGCAAUUACCCUAUACUCAGACGCAGACAAGGCUCACGCAUUACCAGGUGUGGGUCUUACUACCUGCCUGCGUCCCAAACUGCACUUCUCCCCCACGGGCUUUGUGGGUACAAACCAUGACCUCUACACCCUCAGCCCUAUCAUUCCAUUAGAGAUCUUGAAAACCAAAGCUCUUAACAUGUUAACAGAAGCGGUUCAGGAUGGUGGACAGGCCAUUCGUGACCCUGUUGGGGGCAGUGUGGAGUUCCACUUUGUGCCCAUUCUCAAGCUCAUUAGCACACUACUAAUCAUGGGAAUUUUUGAUGAUGAAGACGUCAAGCAUAUCCUUAAGAUGAUUGAGCCGAAUGUCUUUGGUGGAAUGGCUGAGGUAACGGUGGAAGAGGAAUCGGGAAGGAUGACCGAUGAAGAACAAAAUCCAUUCACCAGCGAAGAUGAGGAUGAUGUAAAAGAGGAAGAGGACAGCCUGGAUGAAGGGAGCGAGCUGGAAGAUGAAGGAAUGGGGGAGGAGGAGGAAGAGCAAAUGGAACUGGCAGAGGUGUCAGAGGAAAACCUGCAGAAGAUGGGAGAGGGGGAAGGUGAUGCAGAGAAUUUGGAUGGCAAGAAAGAAGCUGAGGAUACAGAAAAGGCCGGACAGGCUGACGAGCAGCGGACAGAAGCCAAGGAGGGAGAGGAUGGUCUUAAAGAAGGACUGCUCCAGAUGAAACUGCCGGAGUCUGUGAAACUGCAGAUGUGUAAUCUUCUGCAGUACUUUUGCGACUGUGAGCUGCGUCACAGGGUUGAAGCUAUCAUCGCCUUUUCUGACCAUUUUGUCAGUGAGGUGCAGAACAACCAGCGGCAGCGUUAUAAUGAGCUCAUGCAGGCGUUCACCAUGAGUGCUGCAGAGACGGCUCGCAAGACGCGCGAGUUCCGCUCACCCCCACAGGAGCAGAUCAACAUGCUGCUGACUUUCAAACACCAUUCAGAGGAGGGAGUGUGCUCUGUGCCCGAGGAAAUCAGAGAAUCUCUGCAGUUGUUUCACAAUGACCUUCUGGCUCACUGUGGUGUGCAUAUCGAGGAAGAGGAGGAAGAGCAAGAGGAGGACAUGUCUCUCAAAGGACGACUUCUUCGUUUGCUGGAGAAGAUCAAGAAAUUCCGGCGGAGGAAAAGAUAUGAAGAGCCAGAGUUUGAGGAAGAAAUUAAACCCAGCACUCUACAAGAGCUUAUAUCUCACACCAUGAUCCACUGGGCCCAGGAAUCCUUUAUCCAGAACCCAGAGCUGGUGCGCCUUAUGUUCAGCCUGCUCCACCGGCAGUACGACGGACUUGGGGAGUUGAUCCGUGCGCUGCCGAAAGCCUACACCAUCAACUGCGUAUCAGUGCAGGACACCAUGGAUUUGCUGGAAUGCCUGAGCCAGAUACGCUCGCUGCUCAUCGUCCAAAUGGGACCUGAGGAGGAGAGACUCAUGAUCCAGAGCAUUGGGAACAUCAUGAGCAACAGGGUAUUCUAUCAGCACCCCAACCUGAUGCGUGCUCUGGGCAUGCAUGAGACCGUCAUGGAGGUCAUGGUGAAUGUGCUGGGGGGUGGAGAUUCCAAGGAAAUCCGCUUUCCAAGGAUGGUGACCAAUUGCUGUCGCUUCCUGUGUUAUUUCUGCCGAAUCAGUCGGCAGAACCAACGUUCCAUGUUUGAUCACCUCAGCUACUUGCUUCAGAACAGCGGCAUUGGUUUGGGAAUGAGAGGCUCGACCCCUCUGGAUGUAGCAGCAGCAUCUUGCAUUGAUAACAAUGAGCUUGCCUUAGCUCUGCAGGAACAGGACCUAGAGCAAGUGGUGAAAUACCUUGCAGGUUGUGGGCUACAGAGUUGUCCCAUGCUCCUGUCUAAAGGCUAUCCUGACAUUGGCUGGAACCCCUGUGGCGGAGAGCGAUACCUUGACUUCCUCCGUUUUGCUGUUUUUGUCAACGGAGAGAGUGUGGAAGAGAAUGCAAACGUGGUGGUACGUCUGCUGAUCCGAAGGCCCGAGUGCUUCGGGCCGGCCUUGAGAGGGGAGGGCGGCAAUGGUUUGCUGGCUGCCAUUGAGGAGGCCAUUAAAAUAUCAGAAGAUCCGGCUCGGGAUGGACCCACUGUUAAAAAAGACAGACGAUUCCCCAUGUUUGGUGGGGAAGAGCAGCAGGAGGAGAACAGGGUGCAUCUUGGGAAUGCCAUCAUGUCUUUUUACGCUGCUCUCAUCGAUCUGCUGGGCCGUUGUGCCCCUGAAAUGCAUCUAAUCCAAGCAGGUAAAGGUGAGGCUUUGAGAAUCAGGGCCAUCCUGAGGUCGCUCGUGCCCAUUGAAGACCUGGUGGGCGUGAUCAGCCUGCCUUUCCAAAUCCCAGCCUUUGGGAAAGACGGCAGUGUCAUUGAACCAAAGAUGUCAGCCAGCUUUGUGCCUGAUCACAAGGCCCCCAUGGUGCUCUUCUUGGACAGAGUCUACGGCAUUGACAACCAGGACUUCUUGUUGCAUGUGCUGGAAGUCGGUUUCCUUCCAGACAUGAGGGCUGCAGCCUCCCUUGAUACAGCGGCGUUCAGCACCACGGAGAUGGCCCUGGCCCUUAACCGUUACCUUUGCCUGGCCGUAUUGCCCCUCAUCACCAAAUGCGCCCCGCUUUUUGCGGGCACUGACCACCGUGCCAUUAUGAUCGACUCCAUGCUUCACACCAUUUAUCGGCUGUCACGUGGUCGCUCUCUCACAAAAGCCCAGAGGGAUGUCAUUGAAGAGUGCCUUAUGUCGCUAUGCAAGUAUCUGCGGCCUUCUAUGCUUCAGCAUUUGUUGAGGAGGCUAGUGUUUGAUGUGCCGAUACUGAAUGAAUAUGCGAAGAUGCCACUUAAGCUGUUGACAAAUCACUAUGAACGCUGCUGGAAGUACUACUGCCUGCCCAAUGGCUGGGCCAAUUUCGGGGUGUCUUCAGAGGAGGAGCUGCAUCUCACCAGGAAACUCUUCUGGGGCAUCUUUGAAUCCCUGGCCCACAAAAAGUACGAUGCAGAGCUGUUUAAAAUCGCGAUGCCGUGUAUCUGCGCCAUUGCUGGGGCCAUCCCCCCUGACUAUGUAGACGCCAGUUACUCUUCCAAGACCGAGAAGAAGGCCUCUGUUGAUGCUGAGGGAAAUUUUGACCCUAAACCGGUGGAGACCACAAACACCAUCAUCCCUGAGAAGCUGGAUGCUUUCAUCAACAAAUAUGCAGAAUACACUCAUGACAAGUGGGCUUUCGAGAAGAUCCAGAGUAACUGGACGUACGGAGAGCUGCUGGAUGAGAAUGCGAAGACUCACCCCAUGCUCAGACCAUACAAGACUUUCUCUGAGAAGGACAAGGAGAUCUACCGCUGGCCCAUAAAGGAGUCCAUCAAGGCGAUGCUAACCUGGGAGUGGACGCUGGACAAAGCCCGAGAUGGGGAUGAUGAUAAGACGGAGAAGAAGAAGACAACCCGCAAGAUCUCACAGACAGCACAGGCGACCUAUGACCCAAGCCACGGUUAUAAUCCCCAACCCAUUGAUGUGACAGGCAUGGCUCUGUCUAGAGAGUUACAGGCCAUGGCGGAACAGCUGGCUGAGAACUACCACAAUACUUGGGGUAGAAAGAAGAAAGUGGAAUUACAGGCCAAAGGAGGUGGAACCCACCCCUUGCUGGUGCCUUAUGACACCUUAACUGCAAAAGAGAAGGCAAGGGACAGAGAAAAAGCUCAUGAGCUUCUCAAAUUCCUGCAGCUGAAUGGAUAUGCUGUCACUAGAGGACUGAAGGACAUGGAGUUGGACACUUCUUCUAUUGAGAAGCGUUUUGCCUAUGGUUUUCUGCAAAAGCUGCUCAAGUGGAUGGAUAUUGCACAGGAGUUCAUCGCCCAUCUAGAGGCUGUGGUGAGCAGUGGGAGGGUAGAGAAGUCGCCACACGAGCAAGAGAUUAAAUUCUUUGCCAAGAUCCUGUUACCCCUGAUAAACCAGUACUUUAAGAACCAUUGUCUAUACUUCCUCUCCACUCCUGCCAAAAUGCUUGGCAGUGGAGGCCUUUCAUCCAACAAAGAGAAGGAGAUGAUCACCAGUAUCUUCUGUAAAAUGGCUGCUCUGGUGAGACACAGAGUUUCUCUUUUUGGGACAGAUGCCUCUGCUAUCGUCAACUGUCUGCACAUUCUUGCACGAUCCUUGGAUGCAAGGACAGUAAUGAAGUCAGGGCCUGAGAUUGUCAAGGCAGGACUAAGGUCCUUCUUUGAGAGCGCUGCAGAUGACAUUGAGAAAAUGGUAGAGAACCUCAAGCUUGGCAAAGUAUCAAACCGUAGCCAGCAGGUGAAGGGUGUAUCUCAAAACAUCAACUACACUACUAUAGUUCUGCUCCCUGUGCUCACUUCCCUGUUCGACCACAUUGCUCAGCACCAGUUUGGAGACGAUGUCAUGUUGGAUGAUCUGCAGAUGUCAUGCUAUCGCAUUAUGUGUAGCAUCUAUUCACUGGGCACCGUUAAGAAUCCGCAUGUUGAAAGGCAGAGACCAGCCCUGGGGGAGUGUUUGGCUCACUUGGCAGCAGCCAUGCCUGUUGCAUUCCUGGAACCGCAUCUUAACGAGUACAACGCCUUCUCUGUAUACACCACAAAGACACCUCGUGAAAGAGCCAUCUUGGGUCUUCCAAGCCAAGUACAAGAGCUGUGCCCAGACAUACCUGAACUGAAUAUUCUAAUGAAGGAGAUCGGGGAUCUGGCUGAAUCGGGGGCCCGUUACACAGAGAUGCCCCAUGUCAUUGAAGUCACCCUACCCAUGCUGUGCAACUACUUGCCCCGCUGGUGGGAGAGAGGUUUGGAGAAUUUCCCUGAGCAUGAAGGACAACUGUGCACUGAAGUCACCUCAGAGCACCUUAAUCAGCUGCUGGGGAGCAUCAUGAAAAUUGUGGUGAACAACCUAGGCAUUGAUGAGGCCUCCUGGAUGAAGAGACUUGCUGUUUUCUCUCAGCCCAUCGUGAGCAGGGCUAAAUCAGAGAUGCUCAAGUCUCACUUCAUUCCCACCAUGGAGAAGCUGAAGAAGCGCACAGGAAAGGUGGUGGCUGAAGAGGAACAUCUACGCCUAGAGGGGAAGUCGGAGGGAGACCAGGAGGACGGCACAAUCCGCGACGAGUUUGCUGUGCUGUGCAGGGACCUCUAUGCUCUCUAUCCCUUACUCAUCCGAUACGUGGACAACAACAGGGCAAGGUGGUUAACCUGCCCGGACCCUGACGCCGAGGAGCUUUUCCGGAUGGUGGGAGAGGUUUUCAUCUUUUGGUCAAAGUCUCAUAACUUUAAACGCGAGGAGCAGAAUUUUGUGGUGAUGAAUGAGAUCAACAACAUGUCCUUUCUCACUGCUGACAGUAAGAGCAAGAUGAGCAAGGCCGGGGCCGCUGAGGCUGGGGGCUCUGACUUGGAGCGCACCAAGAAAAAGCGGCGUGGAGAUCGCUACUCGGUGCAGACCUCGCUCAUCGUGGCGGCCCUUAAGAAGAUGCUCCCCAUUGGCCUCAACAUGUGCUCCCCCGCUGACCACGAGCUCAUCAACCUGGCCAAAAUCCGCUACUCCCUGAAAGAUACCGAUGAAGAAGUGAGAGAGUUCCUCCAAAAUAACCUGCAUCUUCAGGGUAAGGUGGAGAACCCCUCUAUGCGCUGGCAGAUGGCUCUCUACAAAGAGAUGGCAGGCAAGGCUGAGGAUGCUGACAUUCCAGAGAAGGUGGUGAAAAGGGUGCAGGAAGUGGCUGCAGUGCUCUAUCACAUCGAAAUGACGGAGCAUCCCUUCAAGUCCAAGAAAAUGGUGUGGCACAAGCUUCUGUCCAAACAGCGCCGUAGGGCAGUGGUGGCAUGCUUUAGAAUGACACCGCUAUACAAUAUUCCCAGACAUAGGGCAUCCAACAUGUUCCUGGAUGCAUACAAGCGAAACUGGAUCCAAACGGAGGGAUAUUCCUUUGAGGAUAGAAUGAUAGAUGACUUAUCAAAAGCCAUGGAAGAGGAAGAAGAGGAGGAAGAGGAAAAGGAAACCAAACCGGACCCCCUUCAUCAGCUCAUCCUACAUUUCAGCCGCACCGCGCUCACUGAAAAGAGUAAACUCGAUGAGGAUUAUCUAUACAUGGCAUAUGCCGACAUUAUGGCAAAGAGUUGCCAUAUUGGUGAGGAAGAUGAAGCAGGAGAGGAGGAGCUAAUGGGGGGCGAGGAUGAGAUGUCCUUUGAGGUGCGACAGAAUGAGAUGGAGAAGGAGAUGGAGAAGCAGAGACUUCUGUACCAGCAAUCCCGGCUACACAACCGUGGAGCAGCUGAGAUGGUCCUGCAGAUGAUCAGUGCCUGCAAAGGUGUGACCGGUUCCAUGGUAUCCUCCACACUCAAGUUGGGCAUUUCCAUCCUAAACGGUGGAAACGGUGAGGUGCAGCAGAAAAUGCUGGACUACCUGAAAGAUAAGAAAGAUGUUGGGUUCUUCCUUAGUCUCCAGGCUCUCAUGCAGAGUUGCUGUGUCUUGGACCUCAAUGCUUUUGAGAGACAGAACAAAGCAGAGGGACUGGGCAUGGUGUCAGAGGAGGGCACAAACAUGAAGCUUGAACGUGGUGAAAAAGUGAUGGCGGACGAUGAAUUUACCUGUGACCUUUUCCGCUUCCUGCAGCUUCUCUGUGAGGGCCACAACAAUGAUUUCCAGAAUUAUCUGCGGACCCAGACAGGCAGCACCACCACCAUCAACAUCAUUAUCUGCACUGUGGACUACUUGCUGAGACUCCAGGAAUCAAUUAGUGACUUCUACUGGUAUUACUCUGGAAAAGAGGUGAUCGAUGAACCAGGAAAGAGGAACUUCUCCAAAGCCAUGACGGUAGCCAAGCAGAUCUUCAACAGCUUGACAGAAUACAUCCAGGGGCCCUGCACCAGUAAUCAGCAAUCCCUGGCCCACAGCAGGCUGUGGGAUGCGGUUGUGGGUUUCCUGCAUGUCUUUGCUCACAUGAUGAUGAAGCUGGCACAGGGUAAAAUGCACCCCGACCCUGGACCUCGAAACGGAGAUUCCAGUCAAAUUGGGCUGUUGAAGGAGCUGCUUGAUCUACAGAAAGACAUGGUUGUCAUGCUCCUCUCUCUACUGGAGGGUAAUGUCGUCAAUGGUACCAUUGCUCGUCAGAUGGUGGACAUGCUGGUGGAGUCAUCCAGCAAUGUGGAGAUGAUUCUAAAGUUUUUUGACAUGUUUCUUAAGCUGAAAGAUAUUGUGGCAUCAGAUGCAUUUCGUGACUAUGUGACUGAUCCUCGAGGGCUUAUCUCAAAGAAGGACUUUCAAAAGGCCAUGGAUAGCCAGAAGCAAUACACCCCCUCAGAGAUCCAGUUUCUGCUGUCAUGUUCUGAAGCUGACGAGAAUGAAAUGAUAAACUAUGAAGAGUUUGCGAGCCGCUUUCAGGAGCCAGCUAAGGAUAUCGGAUUUAACAUCGCUGUGCUGCUCACUAAUCUAUCUGAGCAUGUCCCUCAUGACACCAGACUUCAGAAAUUCCUGGAGCAAGCCGAAAGUGUGCUCAACUAUUUCCGCCCCUUUCUGGGUCGUAUUGAGAUCAUGGGAGCAAGCAGGAAGAUUGAACGUAUCUACUUUGAGAUCAGCCAGGUUAACCGUACGCAGUGGGAAAUGCCUCAGGUGAAGGAGUCCAAGCGACAGUUCAUCUUCGAUGUGGUGAAUGAGGGUGGUGAGUCAGAGAAGAUGGAACUUUUUGUCAACUUCUGUGAGGACACCAUUUUUGAAAUGAAUAUUGCCUCCCAAAUCUCAGAGCAAAUAGAAGAGGAUAAAGAAGAGGAUGAUGAGGAUAUCUCUGAAGUUGGAGGAGAGGGUGAAGGUGGUGAUGAAGAUGCUAAUGGGAAUGGAAGUCAAUCAGAGUCCAGUUCAGCUUUUGUGGACUUUUUAAAUAGUACAGUCAACUUCUUCAGCAUGUUUACCUUUCGCAACCUGCGUCGGCAGUAUCGUCGGGUGAGAAAGAUGACCCUAAAGGAGAUGGUGGUGGGACUGGCCACCUUCUUCUGGACUAUCCUCAUGGGUGUGCUGCUCUGCAUUUGCAGCAUUUGUAAGGGGUUCUUCCUGCUUGUCUGGCAAACUCUGUUUGGUGGUGGCCUGGUAGAGGGCGCUAAAAACAUCACUGUGACAGAGAUCCUGGCCAGCAUGCCAGACCCGACGCAGGAUGAGGUGCAUGGAGACCUGCCCGGGGAGUUGGGGGCUGGAGAAGAGCCGGAGGCGGGGGGAGCGACCGAUCUAAUGGAUACUGGGGGUGGGGAGGAAGAAGAAGAGGACAGCCAGGAUAAGGAAGGGGGGCGAAUUCCUGGCCUUGAUUCCCCUGGCGGUUUGGGGGAUAUGGGAGAGACUGCUCCCGUUGAACUACCCACUCCAGAGGGAACUCCCUUAGCCAAGAGAAAAAUGCCUUCAGAAGAGCCUGAAGCUGCACCUCCCGCCACAGAAGAGCCUCCACCAGAACCUGAAAAGGGAGAUGCUGAGAAUGGAGAGAAAGCUGAGAAAGAGGCCGAAACUAAAGCCAGCGAGGAUAACGCUGAGCAACCCAAGGCAAAGAAGCCCGUCAAAGUCAAGAAGGGCAAGGCAGCUAAGGAAGGGGGAUUUGAGCUCUGGAAUGAGCUUGAUGUUCAGAGGAACAAAUGUAUGAACUACCUGUCUCGUAACUUUUACAACCUGCGUUUCCUGGCUCUCUUCAUAGCUUUUGCACUGAACUUCAUUCUGCUCUUUUACAAGGUGUCAGACACACCUCCAGUUCCAGACAACUUUGAAGGUUCUGGUGUCUUUGAGGAGUCGGGAGUAUUUGAAGGCUCCGGGCAAGAGCACGAAGUAUCGGGUAUCGAGGAUGGGGGAGGGGAGGAGGGGGGGGAUGAAGGCCCCGUCUAUUACUUUCUGGAAGAAAGCACGGGGUAUAUGCAGCCCACCCUCUCCUUUCUUGCUAUAUUACAUACUGUCAUCGCUUUUAUCUGCAUCAUCGGCUACAACUGCCUUAAGAUUCCCCUGGUCAUCUUCAAGAGAGAGAAGGAGCUGGCCCGUAAGCUCGAAUUCGACGGGCUGUACAUUACUGAGCAGCCGGAAGACGACGACAUCAAAGGGCAGUGGGACAGGCUGGUCCUUAACACGCCGUCUUUCCCAAGCAACUACUGGGACAAGUUUGUGAAGAGAAAGGUGCUGGAUAAGUACGGCGACAUCUACGGCAGAGAGCGGAUCGCCGAGCUACUCGGCAUGGAUCUGGCUUCCCUGGAUGUCAGCAGCCAACAGCACGAGAAGAAGCAUGAGAAACAAGACAGCUCUGUUUUCAACUGGGUGACCUCAGUUGAUAUCAAGUACCAAAUAUGGAAAUUUGGAGUGGUGUUUACAGACCAUACUUUCCUCUACCUGGUGUGGUACACAGUGAUGUCCGUUCUGGGCCAUUACAACAAUUUCUUCUUUGCUUGUCACCUGCUGGAUAUCGCAAUGGGUGUGAAGACACUGCGCACCAUUCUGUCCUCUGUCACCCACAAUGGGAAGCAGCUGAUGAUGACCGUGGGCUUGUUAGCUGUGGUGGUGUACCUGUACACUGUAGUGGCCUUCAACUUCUUCCGCAAAUUCUACAACAAGAGUGAGGAUGAAGAUGAACCGGACAUGAAGUGUGACGACAUGAUGACGUGCUACCUCUUCCACAUGUAUGUGGGAGUGCGUGCCGGCGGUGGUAUCGGAGACGAGAUCGAGGAUCCUGCGGGGGAUGAGUAUGAGCUCUAUCGCGUGGUCUUUGACAUCACUUUUUUCUUCUUCGUUAUUGUCAUUCUACUGGCCAUCAUCCAGGGUUUAAUCAUUGAUGCCUUUGGGGAGUUAAGAGAUCAACAGGAGCAAGUGAAGGAGGACAUGGAGACCAAGUGCUUUAUUUGUGGAAUUGGGAGUGAUUAUUUUGACACCACUCCGCACGGUUUCGAGACGCACACCUUGGAAGAGCACAAUCUGGCCAAUUACAUGUUCUUUUUGAUGUAUUUAAUAAACAAGGAUGAAACGGAGCACACGGGACAGGAGUCCUACGUCUGGAAGAUGUACCAGGAGCGAUGCUGGGACUUUUUUCCAGCUGGGGACUGCUUCCGGAAGCAGUAUGAGGACCAGCUGGGAUAAGGCUGCGCGUCAGAUCUCUGUGCAGGGAUUUUACUUUUAUUUAAUGUCAGAAUGCUCACUGUGUCUGGACAAGACUGAGGGAUUUUGUAUGUGUAACUCCAUGGCCUUCCUUUCUGUGAAACAUUUUAGACGCUGACUACUUGAAAUGCACAAUGAAAUAAGUAAAUAUCCAGAGAUACAGCACUAUAUAAGCUGGACAUGCAGAAGCGUAAUGCUCCUUGAAUGUGUGUAGUGCAGUGUCCGAAUGAAAUUUCAGUGCCUAAAACGUACUUUUAAAAAACCACAAUAGCCUGAAAUGGGGAAGUGCUUAAUUAGUUUUCUUACUAAUAUUGCUAUUUUUAACAGUAAUAUUAGUGAUAUUACUCUGAAUAUUAAUAACAGAAUGAUGUCUGCAUUUAUUAAUUUAUAUUAUAGAAUUGCAAACCGGGUGUUUUUUAUUUUGCAAAUAAUUUAAUAAUCACGACUGCUUUCGUGUGUCUAAGAAAUAUCGCUAACACAGUGACUUAAAUAUCCUGACUUUAUGCUGAAAUUCGAUGCAUUAUUGUGUAUUACCAUUGUUUAAUAUUCAGUGUGCCGCAAACACAAGCAUGCUUUAUAUUCGUGAUUAAGUAUCAUUUCACAGAACUCUGUUUGCCAUUGAUUGAUUCUCCAGUAGUUUCCUUUUUUCAGCAUAAGCAUUUCUCGUGUGAUUUAUGUUCUGAGUGAAUGAUUCGCGACUGAGAUGGAGUAUAUAUCAUAUUAAUGUGAAUUACGGUCAUUCUGUAGCUGCAGCUCUGUCCCAUGUCCAAACAACACUCAGAACAUAGCAUUUACUGUUAAAGAAGUUGAUAUAAUUGACUAAAUUACAGCUUUCGUGGUUAUUAUGCUUGUUGUAUCUGUUGAGAUUGUUCAAUGUGUACAUUUUAGGGAAAAAAAUCCUUGUAAAAUUGAUAUUCCUCUAGUUUGCAUUUGACAUUAAUUAUAUUUACAUUUUGAUGAUUAUUCUACAUUUUUAUAAUGAUUAUUGUAAAGAAAUCUGCUAUUUAGGUUUCUGUACAGACAUUUCGUCCAUGAUUUUGAUAACUUCAUACUAGUAUGAGAAUCUCCCGUUGACUGCUGUGUGCCAGAAUAUAUAUCCCAAUAUGACCAGAACAAGAACUAUUUCUUGAGCUGUGAUUUUGUGUCAUCGGACUCAAGCCCAUGUUUCAAUGCAGAAUAAAUAAAUAUUUGACAAUCUA